AUGUGGGUUUUUCUCUUUUCCACCAUCAUGUACAUGUCCUGGCGAUCCCUUUUACGCUCUCAAUCACUGAAACAAUGUCGAGCAUUUACCACAAUGCGAGCUCCCGAUGUCGAGGUGGACAACCUAAUCGUUGGUGCAGGUGUAGUGGGUCUCGCUCUUGGAGAGAGACUUACACGCGAGAGGACAAGUGAGACGACUAUUGUGAUUGACAAGAAUAAACGAUAUGGUGAAGAGACCAGUGCACGCAACAGCGAGGUGAUCCACGCUGGUAUCUAUUAUCCUCCCGAUAGUCUCAAGACACGAUUGUGUAUCCAGGGCAACCGAGAAUUGUACAAAAUGCUCGGCCAAGCACAACUUCCACACAACAAGAUUGGAAAAUUGGUCGUUGCUCAAUCGCCUGAACAAAGUGAAUACCUCGAGAAUCUCCAUCGCAAGGCGAGCAAUUUGGGUGUUGAGACACAAAUGUUGACAGGGGAUCAGGUGAUGGAAAUGGAGCCACACGUCAAAGCUUAUGCAGGGUUAUUAUCACCAUCGACUGGCAUCAUCGAUUCUCAUGCAUACAUGGAUUACUUGCAACAACAAAUCAUUGAAAAUGGAGGCGACGUGGGUUUAGACAUGGCUGUAACCAACAUUGAAUCUGCGGACGACAAGGGAUACCUACUACGCGUUACAUCUUCCUCCUCCUCCAAUGAGGACACUGUGGUGCUGGCACGCCGUGUAUUUAAUGCAGCUGGUUUGCAUGCUGACAAGGUUUCCAACAUGUUGAUUCCCAAUCAAUACAAGUUGUACUAUGCUCGUGGAUGCUAUUAUUCAUACAAUGGACCAAUUCGUGUCAACCAUCUCAUUUAUCCAUGCCCUGCCAAGAACCUUGCCGGCCUUGGAACCCACUUGACAGUUGAUAUGGCCGGGAAAAUCAAGUUUGGUCCUGAUGUCGCCUAUGUUGACAGCCCUUACGAUUACAAUGUCCCAGACGACGAGAACCAAAAACGUGUCUUUGUCGAUGCCGUACAAAGUUUUAUGCCAGCCAUUACUUACGACAAGCUCCAUCCUGACUAUUCUGGAAUCAGACCCAAACUGGCAGGCCCAGGUGAACCUUUUAGAGACUUUGAAAUACGUGAAGAGAAGGAACAUGGCCAUCAUAACUUUUUCACGCUCAUAGGCAUUGAAAGCCCUGGUUUAACAUCGAGUCUUGCAAUUGCUGAUUAUGUUAGUAAUAUGAUUCAGAAAUAA
Molecule: messenger RNA, 1230 nt
Organism: Lichtheimia ornata
Lineage: Eukaryota; Fungi; Mucoromycota; Mucoromycetes; Mucorales; Lichtheimiaceae
Exons: 4
Coding region: 1-1230 (409 amino acids)
Cellular component (GO): mitochondrion
Molecular function (GO): (S)-2-hydroxyglutarate dehydrogenase activity; (S)-2-hydroxy-acid oxidase activity
Source: RefSeq, a predicted model, not a curated record